ACUUUAACCUUCAGAAACUGAUUCGUCCUCUUUAUCUCCGGUGAGAUGAAAGACGCAAAACUUAUAAACUGGGCGGAGCUUCCAUCGGAGCUGAUCUACUCGAUUCUUCACCGUCUUAGCGUGCCUGAUAGACUAGGAAACGCUCGGAACGUGUGCAGAUCGUGGCGACGCGUCUGUCAAGACCCCCUGAUGUGGCGGAAAAUAGAGAUGUCAAACAUGGGAGAAUACAAAGAAGCCAAGGAUUAUUAUCAUGCCGCGGAGGCCAUGUGCCGUCGCGCCGUUGAUCUAAGCCAGGGAGGCUUGCUGGAGAUCAACAUUGAGUACGUCGGCACCGAUUCUCUCCUCGCCUACCUAGCUGACAGGUCAAGUAACCUGAAACAGCUUGUACUUACUGAGUGCAAUGGCAUAACGGAUGUGGGACUUUUGGGAGCAGUCAUGAAGCUCAAAUUGCUUGAACACCUUGAACUUUCUUACUUCUAUUUUAUGGAAUUGGAUUUGGAAUCUAUAGGCCGUUCCUGCCCGCUUCUCAAGACUCUGAAGCUAAACAAUGUGGGUUGCUACUACUUGGAGGACGAGUCUGAUGAUGAUGCUUUGGCAAUUGCUAAAACAAUGCCCGGUCUUCACCACCUCCAGCUUAUUGGGAACAUGUUAACAGACACCGGCGUAAACGCCAUUGUUGAGAAUUGUCCUCACCUCAAAUCCCUUGAUUUACGCGAUUGUGGCUACAUCAACCUUGCCCCCCGAUGAUUUCCAGAAGUUAUGUGAAAGAGUGGAAGGGUUUAGUUGAUUUUACAUUUGCAUUUUGUUGAUGAGGUUACAUUCUUACAAAAUAGUAGUACAUGAUUUGUGUUUGUUUAUCUAUAAGAAUGCUUUAGAAAAUCUCAACUUGUUGAAUAGAUCAAAGUUUUACAUUUCCUUUGGACAUAAUGCAAACCAAAACUCUUUGGCACUUAAUUUCUUUGUCCAACAAACACCUUUAGAGCACAAUUAUCGCCGUCCUUAAGAGACGGAAAAUAAAAUAAAAAAUACAUAAUUAUGGAAGAAACGUCUUUUAAUUAGGGACAGGAUGAGGCGUUUCUUGUUGACACGUAUAGGCACUUGAAAGGUCAGAGGAGGUGUGUUCCUUCUUCGUCGUUUCUCUCUUCUCUCUCUCACGCGAAAGUUCUCUCCCGGUUGGAACCUCCAAUCCGACGACGGCACGAAGAGACGAGAUGAAGCUGCAGAGGAGAGGAGAGAUGAGAUGAAGCUGCGGAGGAGAGAGCUUCUGGUAGUGAAAGCGGGUUGGAUUGUAUCAAUGGUGAUCCUGUUAAAGGUUUCGCGUCACCACUCAUUGUAGAGAAGGAGCUACGCUCGUCGUUCGUAACUGACGCUGUUCGACAUGUUACCGGGUCGCUGAUUAGAGGGGAAGGGCUUCGAUUCGCCAUCCUGAGCUCUCCAACUUUCGCAAAGUCUUCACCUUUUCAGGCUUUUGAGUUCUGAUAGAUUCGUUUUUUAUCUUUCAAGGUUGUUGCUCGUUUCAAUGAGGUUGUGACGAAGUUGCUUUUGGAAGGAGCCAUUGAUGCAAUUGAAGCUAAUGAGGUUCUACUUAAUCAGGUUAUAUGGGUUCCCGGUAGCUUUGAUCUCGGUCACUCGUGAGAAAGGAUGAUCUCGGUCUCAAAGCUUCUCUGUUUGGGAAUGGCUCUGCGUCUAAGACUGCAUUGUCUCCUAAGCUGAGCCAAAUCAAGGCUAUCAUCAAGCCAGGAGACAUUUAAUGUUGAAGCAAGUUGGCAAUUAAAACGAGUGGCCUGUUGUUGUUCUUGUUGUUCAAUUAAAAUUAAGUUGAAACCGUGUGGCCUGUUCUUGUUCUUGUUGUUCUGUUAUAUAAGCAAACAUUGUUGUUUCUGUUCUUGUUGUUCUUAAUUUAGGGUUCUUUUAUAUGUU
This is a messenger RNA of Brassica rapa (field mustard), 1920 nucleotides long. RefSeq names its product putative F-box/LRR-repeat protein 23. NCBI's taxonomy places the organism in Eukaryota, Viridiplantae, Streptophyta, Magnoliopsida, Brassicales, Brassicaceae. Gene Ontology annotation, molecular function: protein binding. The record is from RefSeq and is a predicted model, not a curated record.